UUUUUGCUUCAACAUAAGUAUUCAUAUAUUCCAGCUUGGAUUGAUGCAGUGAAGGCAUCAGAUGUAACUGGUUGGGAAUGGAGCACAACACAUGACAAGUUUUAUUUUAAAACAACUCCACGUGGAAGUGAUGGUGGGGGUUUUAUACAAAAUGGAAAGUACAACUACUGGCAUAUCUACAAUCCAAAUAAUGGAGAUUAUGGGGUUGUUGGAUCUAAGCUUAGACCUCCAUGGAGUUGGAAAUCUGUCACAGCUUCAACUGUGGCUCACUAUAUUUGCCAAAUUAAAGUAACAUGGGAAAAUUACAGAGGAAAGUUUUUUGUAUUUUCUCCAUUUACUACAAAUUAUGCUGGUGCAAAAUCAGCAUGUGUUGGAUUGGGUGGUCACCUUGCAAUUAUACCAGAUGCAGAAACUCAAGCUUUUAUUCAAACUAAAGGAGCUGCUUACAAGAGUGCAGGAAAAUGGAUGACAAGCAAUUAUGAAGCUUACAUUGAUGCAGUGAAGACAUCAGAUGAAACUGGUUGGGAAUGGAGCACAACACAUGACAAGUUUUAUUUUAGUACAAGUCCACGUGGAAGUGGUCCUAAUGUACAAAAUGGAAAGUACAACAAUUGGUUAAUAUACUUCCCAAGAACUUAUGGAAAUUAUGGGGUUGUUGGAUCUGUGCUUGGACCUUCAUGGAGUUGGAAAUCUGUCUCAGCUUCAACUGUGGCUCACUAUAUUUGUCAGAUUCAAGGUAGUAUACUUAGAGGGGCAUAUCAAAGAAAAAAUUUUUGCAUUGAUAGUGUGGUCUGAUCCGUGCGGCGCAGUUGGUUUUCGAGUUCCACCUGCCGUACCCUGCUCAGAACCGUGCUGCCUUCACGUGUCGCAAGCUUUGUACUCGCACCUCGCUCA
Molecule: messenger RNA, 894 nt
Organism: Ciona intestinalis (vase tunicate)
Lineage: Eukaryota; Metazoa; Chordata; Ascidiacea; Phlebobranchia; Cionidae
Source: RefSeq, a predicted model, not a curated record